Molecule: messenger RNA, 1768 nt
Organism: Salvia hispanica
Lineage: Eukaryota; Viridiplantae; Streptophyta; Magnoliopsida; Lamiales; Lamiaceae
Source: RefSeq, a predicted model, not a curated record
AUGGCAGGAAAUUCUUCUUCUUAAAACUGCUGCUAUUUCGUAUAGCCUUUCUCUCCCUCUCUCACUCACCACACACACACACACACACACAUUCACUGCGUGUUUGGUUUUCAAGAAACUGCAGAAUCUUUUCUUUUCCCUUUCUCUUCUUGUUACUUGUGGGGAAGAUAUGUUAAAGUAGUCAGAGGCUUGAAGUAAGGAUUGGUCGAAAUGGUUAAAAAAGAUAGGCAAAUUGUAUCACAGAAGUUUAAUGAUUUUGAUGCGAUAUCCUACAAUAAAUUGUGUAAAUUGCUGCGUAAAGACGGCGUGGACAAGACCUACAUGGGCGCUCUGGUGAAAAUAUUUUCCGAGAGGAGUAGGGCGAAGCCAAAUGAAGAGUUGAGAUUAAAUGAUGAUGUUAAUGAGGAUAAGGACGAUCCUGAUUAUAUGCUUAUGUUAGGAAAACUGAAGAAGCAUGGCGACGCGUAUAGAGCUGAAUACGUGAAAGAAGAUGGUUCAAGGGCUAUCAUCAAAUAUGAAGAAGCUUCAAGUUCAGAUACAGAGUGUGAUCAAGAACAAAUAGAUGGACCUUUGGAUCAGAUGCCUCUUGCAGAGGUUCAAGGAAUUCUUGAUUCACACCUUGCUUCGAGUAGGGAGGAGAUCAAGAAGCUGACUGGUAGGAAAAAAAGGAGCAAGUCCAACAAUGAGAGGGAAGAGAAUGCAAAGUUGUUGUCACACUCUACCCGUGCCCCUCACACUCCCGCUGCCAAAGGAGAUUCGGAUUUGGAUAAAAACUCUGGUCAACAACAAUAUAGAAGGAAGUUGAGGAGUUAUAGUACGAAACAAAAUGAUGAGCAUGUCGAUAGGGCGAAGGAGAUGGAAAAGGUAACUAGGACGGAUCCGCUGAGUAAGUCCAAGAGUGGGAAGAAAGAGAAUGUAGUGGUGAUGGAGCCUGAUUCUCGUACCUGCUCACGAAAACGCAAAAAGAAAAAGUUCAAGAGUGAGUACGGUGAUGAGAAAAUCCAACUCGACCCCGAGUAUGACUCACAAAAUCGCAAAAGGAAUAAGUUCAAGAGUGAGUAUGAUGAAGAGGAAAUCCAACUCGACCGUGAUUAUCAUUUAUGGCAUCAAAAACUCAAGCCUGUCAACGAUCAUCUUAUUUAUACUGUCGGGGAUAUUGAAGUAGUGUAUGAACUGAAGAGUGGAGAGCGUGAUUGGAUGAAAGAGGAUGAUGAUGACGACAACAAAUCCUCUGAUGUGGAAAUCAUAGACAUCGAUACAUUCAACAAGCUGAUUAACAGGGGCACAACGGGGAAGUCUGCGUUUAAGGACAAGGUUAUUGCUGCACUUAGAAAACCUUUUGAUUUAGAUGAGUUUAAUAAGCUAUGGAAAGAUAUCAAAAAACCCUCGCUGAAAGGACGCCACUUAGAUCUGCGUAAUGGGAGAGAAAGAUCUGUUGGAAAGCCGGAACCUGGAAAGAGUUAUCUUGAUUUCCAUCCAGCUCUCAAUAAAAAGCUCUCACGAGCGAAAGCGAAAGGCGACCAGCCAAAACAAUUAAACCUUCUUCGAGGAUUCUUCUUAUGGAUUGAGCAGCCAGAGGAAUUCAGCCCUUGGCGCGACAAAGAAUGCGUUGCCGUGCGCUCAGGGUCCGGCUAAGGUGAUAUGUGAAUCAAGAUUAUGUAAAGAUCUCAUCUCUUUUGGCAUGUUUGGAUCAUGUUGGCUAUACUCAAUAUUUUGGUUGUUAAGGAAGUGUCAUUUUUCUGAAUCAAGAUUAUAAUAUCAUUGUCCA